UCAACUUCCAUCUGCCUCUUAGAAAUCCUAGAAUCUCAGAAUUGGAAGGUCAGAUACAAGAGACCUGCCUUGAGCCCUGGCCACUGGCUCCAUUAUACCAACUGAAGCAAGUCAAAGAACAGGGUCCAUGCUGAGGGAUGCCCAAGAAGUUCCAGGGCGAGAACACCAAGUCGGCCGCUGCCCGAGCAAGAAAGGCCGAGGCCAAAGCAGCAGCUGAUGCCAAGCGGCAGCAGGAACUGGAGGAUGCCUAUUGGAAGGAUGAUGAUAAACACGUCAUGAGGAAGGAGCAGAGAAAGGAAGAGAAGGAGAAGCGCCGUCUGGAGCAACUGGAACGAAAGAAAGAGUUGCAAAGGCUGCUUGAAGAAGAAGACUCCAAGCUGAAGGGAAAGUCACCCAAGCCCCUGACCCCAGGCAAAGUGACUCGGGCCCAGAUAGAGGAAACACUCCGCCGAGAUCAGCAGCAGAAGGAGAAUGAAGAAACAGCGGAGAAACCAAAAAGUCACCUUGAAGUACCCUUGGAGGAGAAUGUCAACCGCCGAGUCCCUGAGGAGGGGAGCAUAGAAGCCAGAACGAUCGAGGAUGCCAUAGCUGUCCUCAGUGUUAAUGAUGACUCUGACCGGCACCCUGAGCGCCGCAUGAAAGCUGCUUUUACUGCCUUUGAGGAGCUGCACCUGCCAAGACUGAAGAAGGAGAACCCCAACAUGCGCUUAUCUCAGCUGAAACAGCUACUGAAGAAGGAGUGGAUGAGGUCCCCUGACAACCCCAUGAACCAGCGGACCAUGGCCUACAAUGCCCAGAAAUAGAACUUGGGGAAUGGAGACAGGCAGGGAAGGAGAGGGGACCCAUCUUAGUCUGGACCACUGGGUCUCAGGCCCUGAAAUCAGGGUUGGGGGAGGGGGAAGAACAGCCCCAGAGAGAACCAGUGGGAUUUUUAAAAACCCAUUUCCCUCCCCUGUUCUCAGCACUACUGAUUAAAAGAGGAGUCACCAUCCGGCCAAGGUUCCUACUGUCCAACCUUUCCUGCUGCCUCCCUGGGAACAACCCUUCUCUAACUUCAGGGAAGAAGGGUCCUCAUCCCAGCUAACCUAGCCAGCAUGGCAGCACUGGUCAAUUCUUUUCUGUCUCUCUGUGUCUCUCUCCCUUCUUCCCUCCCUCUCUUUGCCUGCUUUCCAGCCUACCCACCCCGGGGUGGGAGGACAUGGCUUUUGCUUUCAUCCAAUGGGUUCCAAAACUUUGCAUCAAUUUCUUAGGCCUCACUGCCUUUAGCAAGGCCAGGCUGGGGCCCAUCUUCCUCUCUUCCCCAAAGUAAACAAGGAGGAUGCACCUAUCCCAGGUAAUCAUCUUAAGGAGGAGCUCUCCCUGAACUGGGGGCUGGAUCCUAGUUCUCCCUCUCCCUACUUCAUCUUUGAACUUCUUGCUGAAGGGGCCGAGGGGCUUGGAGACAUAAGCAUUUAUCACUGGCCUCCCCUCCACUUUUGCUUUUUCUGGCAAGGAGAACUGAAUAGUCACCACAGUGUUGUCAGUUGGGCAUCUGCUUCCCCUUCUAUGAGGCCCCUCUAAGCUAGCUGGAUGGACCAGUCACCAGCACGCCUCAUGUCCCCUUCACUCUGGUCACUUGCUUUCCACAGGGUUUCUGCCAACUUUCUCAUGUGCCCAAUUCCUUCUGAGCAGGUUUAGAAGCAGGUGAGGCAGCCUCCAAGGAGCUAGGGUAACUGGCUUCAUUGUGGGAUUCGUUUAUUCCCACUGGGGGUUGUGGCCAACAAACCUGAACUACUCUAGCCAAUAAAAGACUUGCAGGUGGUAUUUUUAUUUAUUUAUUUUUUAAUAAGUGAUUUUAAGUUCAUUUAACUCCCACUCCAAUAUCAGUAGCCAGAGACUGAAAAUCCUAGAGGUACAAGCCUCCCUAGUGAUGGUCAGUUCCUGGUUCUUGGCAGCACAGGGCUGACUGAUUACUUUUCCCUUUUGCCUCCCAUCUCCCCACUAAAACUUAAAGAACAUGGUCCUGGAUAUAGCCAAAUGGCCACCACUUGGGAUAGCCAAGCCUCUAAUUAUCUUGUCCUGCUUUGGGCCUAGCUAGUACCAAGGGACCUCCCUUUCUAGGUACUAUGCUCUAGGUACCAGCCUGCUCCCAUUAAGGGCUUUCCCCUUACUCAAGGGCUUGGUGUGUAUAUUUGGGGCUGUAGAAGUGUAUAUCACUCAUGGCUGCAGCCUCUAAAAAGCAUUUGCACUUUUUGACCGUAGAGUUUUUCGGUGUGGGGGGGGAAUCUCACCCUUCUUUCCCUGGGGACCCCUGUGCAAGGUCACCUCUAGCCCUGGCCAUGGAAGGACACUAGGGCACUGAGCAAACAGUAAAGGUAGGGUGACAAACACUGCAUAGCCCCCAGGCUCCAUGUUGCCUCUCUCUGUGACCCUUUUCUUCCCUUCCUCUCAUCUUAGGUACAGAAAUUUGUAUCAGGGGUUUUAACUUGCAGAUAUUAAAUACCACUGAAGGACAAGGCCAAAGCUUCCCCACCUUAGUGGCAGGAAAAUUCCCUGCUGGCUCACCCUGGGAAGAGCUUAGGCUGUUUUGGAGAUUUGGGGUAUAAGAGCUUAACCCGGAAAGAACCAGAGAAUUUGGAGCAAACAUUUUGCUUCCCAGAUUGAAGGAGGGACUAGAGGGUCCCCAGGGGAAGCUCUGGGCCUCCAUCAAGGGGAAGGUGAGGAGAGCCUCUUCUUCAUACCCAGAAUAUUUCUUGUCCUUUCCUUGUUGAAAUCCUAUUCAAUGUGCAAGGGCCACCACCACCCCCCAGCAAGUUCUCUACCCUAUACCCCAGGAAGAAGUAAACUAUGUCCACAGCAUCACAUCUGCCCAUCUUGUGAUUCUUAUUCUGCCCUCUGUUAUUGUAGUUAUUCCAAGAACCUGUCUUUCCCCAGCUAGUUUGUGAGGUCCCCUGAGAGUUCCCAAUGAUCUUCUAAUCAUCUCUGUCUUCCCCUCUCAGUGUAGCCCAGAGCAGGUCCCUGCACACAGUAGGCACUCAGUGUUCAAUCCAUUCAUUAAAUAAACAGAACUGGGUCCCAA
Messenger RNA from Gracilinanus agilis (Agile Gracile Mouse Opossum), 3058 nucleotides. RefSeq names its product coiled-coil domain containing 124 (gene CCDC124). Gene Ontology annotation, molecular function: transcription coactivator activity. The record is from RefSeq and is a predicted model, not a curated record. Gene Ontology annotation, cellular component: nucleus. The coding region runs from base 138 to 803 and encodes 221 amino acids. Lineage: Eukaryota; Metazoa; Chordata; Mammalia; Didelphimorphia; Didelphidae. The transcript has 5 exons. Gene Ontology annotation, biological process: transcription by RNA polymerase II.